Messenger RNA from Monomorium pharaonis (pharaoh ant), 1813 nucleotides. It is a transcript of the gene Galt, whose product is annotated as probable galactose-1-phosphate uridylyltransferase. Gene Ontology annotation, molecular function: UDP-glucose:hexose-1-phosphate uridylyltransferase activity; zinc ion binding. Gene Ontology annotation, biological process: beta-D-galactose catabolic process via UDP-galactose, Leloir pathway. The transcript is spliced from 7 exons. Bases 612 to 1751 code for a protein of 379 amino acids. Gene Ontology annotation, cellular component: cytoplasm. The record is from RefSeq and is a predicted model, not a curated record. Lineage: Eukaryota; Metazoa; Arthropoda; Insecta; Hymenoptera; Formicidae.
ACAGUUCGUCACAGCGAUUGGCCGGACGCGGUUUCGAAAGUUUUUACAGCAGGCUGGAUUGCAUGUAGGGGACAGUUGACAGCACUUUUCGCAAACUGUAAAAUAAUUGAAUCGACGAAGAUAUCGGCUGUCUUCUUCUUUUUCGAGCUCAGUCAAGAGAGAAGGAGACAACAGAUAGUUCUUUGGUCGAUUCGACCGCUUGACGCAAGCUAACGAAGGGGGGGGGGGAGUAGCAGCUGUCCCCUCCACGUGCAACUGCGUGCAACCAGUGUACAAUAGAAAGCUUUUGGAAUGGCAUCGUUGAUGGUUUCAUUAAGAAGAAACCACGUGUUACGUUUACUACGACUUCCACCUUCUCUCGUAUCUUGUCUCGGUUUCGAGUGAGUCACAUUGUGAAAUGCUUCCUGACGCCCGGCAAUAGUUUUUAAAUUCAGCCCACGAGCUUUUACGGUUUUUUAAUACAAAGUUGCAAGCUCUCGUUUGUCCGUUAUCAGCAUAAAAAUAUGGUUUCCAUGAACACGAGGGGAAGAUCGAUAUCAACGUAUGUACAUUAAUUAUCAAUCGUAGCAGAAUUUGCGUCGCGGAGCGUUUCCUGAGCUUUGACGCGCAAAAUGCUCGCAAGAGGUAAUACAUCGUGGGACAAAAAUAUGCAUGGAGAUAACACAUCAUUUGAUCCCAUCGAACAUCAACACAUAAGAUAUAAUCCAUUGAGAGGAGAAUGGGUACUGGUAUCGCCGCAUCGUAUGAAGCGACCUUGGGGAGGUCAAAUAGAAUCGAGUACGGAGGAGGAACUCCCGGAUUACGAUCCCAAUAAUCCACUUUGUCCAGGAAACGUUAGAGCUAGCGGAGAAGUAACUCCAUUAUACCAAAAAACAUUUUCGUUCGUGAAUGACUUUCCUGCUUUAUUAGAAUCUGUGCCAGAUCCACCAAAAUCAGAUGAUGAAUUGUUUCAAAUGGGAUCCGCUAAAGGUACCUGCAAAGUGAUGUGCUUUCAUCCAAAGUCAAAUGUAACAAUAGCAUUGAUGAGUAUUUCUGACACUAAAGAAGUAAUUAAACAGUGGAUCUGUGAAAUGUUGGAGUUGGGUGAUAAGUGGACUUGGGUACAGAUAUUUGAGAAUAGAGGCGCUUUGAUGGGUUGCAGCAAUGCACAUCCUCACUGUCAAAUAUGGUCCAGUUCAUUUUUACCGAACGAAAUUAGAAUAAAAGACGGAUAUCUCAAAGAUUAUUAUAUGCGUAACAAAAAACCUCUUCUCAUUGAUUACAUGCAAAAAGAAAUUUUAAAAAAGGAUCGUAUUGUAAUGGAGAAUCGUGAUUGGAUAGUUGUAGUUCCGUUCUGGGCAGUUUGGCCGUUUGAAACUAUGGUAUUACCAAAGAAGCAAGUGACUCGAAUGCCUGAUCUGUCGGAAAGCCAACAAGAAACUUUAGCUGUUAUUAUGAAGAGACUGUGUACAAAAUAUGAUAAUCUCUUUCAUUGUUCUUUUCCAUAUUCGAUGGGUUGGCAUGGUGCUCCAACGGGUCUAUAUAAUCACGAUGAUUAUCCAUAUUGGACUUUUCAUGGAAUAUACUUGCCACCUUUAUUACGAUCUGCUACCAUAAAGAAGCACAUGGUCGGCUAUGAACUUCUAGCUCAAGCACAGAGGGAUCUAACACCAGAGCAAGCAGCAGAAAAGUUAAGAAACUUACCAGAUGCUCAUUAUAAGCAACCAGAAACUAGUUUAACUGUAGAAGAUAUAGAAAAAUAUUCGAAAUAAUUGUGUUUUUAGAUAUAUAUUUUCUAUAGUUAUUUAUAUGAAAAUCUAAGAACGCAAAUUUU